GGUUGACGAGUAUUGGAGGCGGGAUUUUACUGAGGAAGAUGUAGCUGCGGUCAUGGCUCCCAGACCGCGUAUCCCAGUGCAAUAGUAAAUAACUUCAAUGAAAGGAAAUGCAUUGCAUCUGUUUAUAGCAGAGAAACGCAUUUUUAAAGAUACAUAUAUUGCAAUUUUAAUUUAUAACUGUAGCCUUUUAAAUCUCCCUUAUAUGCGAGCGAGCUAUGGAUGUGCAGGUUGCAAACCAUUGCAGCAUCAAGUCUGCAGCGAAACCGAGCAGCCCGCAGAAUUCAGCUGAAUGCGGGAAAGAAAACGCACCAAAGAAGAAAUCCCGAACGAGAAGAGGCAAAAGAGGGAAGCGACGGAGGGGCAAGAAGGCCAACGAGCCUCCGCCGUUUCUACCACCGGAGGCUGAAGAGGGAAACAUUGAAUACAAGUUGAAGCUGGUAAACCCCACGCAGUAUCGCUUUGAACACUUGGCCACGCAGUUGAAAUGGCGACUGCAGGAGGGCCGGGGGGAGGCGGUGUAUCAGAUUGGGGUGGAGGAUAAUGGUCUGCUGGUUGGACUUACAGAAGAAGAUAUGAAAGCAUCGCUUAAGACUCUUCGCAGAAUGGCCGAAAAGGUUGGAGCUGAUAUCACACUCCUGAGAGAGAGGGAGGUGGACUGCGACAGAGCUCGACGGAAAAUCGCAGAAGUUCUUGUGAGGAAAGUUCCAGAUGACCAGCAGUUCCUGGAUCUUCGUGUGGCUGUUCUGGGUAACGUGGACUCAGGGAAGUCAACUCUGCUGGGGGUGUUGACACAAGGCGAGCUGGAUAACGGACGUGGUAGGGCAAGACUCAACCUCUUUAGACAUCUGCAUGAGAUUCAAACCGGACGCACGUCCAGCAUCAGUUUUGAGAUCCUUGGCUUCAACAGCAAAGGAGAGGUCGUAAACUACAGUGACUCCCGUACAGCAGAGGAGAUUUGUGAGAGCUCUUCUAAGAUGAUCACAUUUAUUGAUCUCGCUGGUCAUUAUAAGUACUUGAAGACCACCAUAUUUGGCUUGACAAGCUACUGUCCAGACUUUGCCAUGCUGGUGGUGGGAGCCAAUACUGGCAUUGCUGGCACAACCAGGGAGCACCUGGGUUUGGCGAUGGCGCUGAAGGUGCCCAUAUUCAUCGUUGUGAGUAAAGUGGACCUCUGUGGAAAAAGCACAGUGGAGAAAACGGUCCGUCAGCUGGAGAGAGUGCUCAAACAGCCCGGUUGCAACAAGGUCCCCAUGGUGGUGGCCAACCCUGAUGAUGCUGUCACUGCUGCACAGCAGUUCGCACAAUCCUCCAGUGUGACGCCCAUCUUCACCCUCUCCAGUGUAUCUGGGGAGAAUCUGGACCUUUUGAAGGUCUUUUUCAACAUUCUUCCUCCUCUGAGCAACAGCAAAGAGCAAGAGGAGCUCAUGCAGCAGCUCACGGAGUUCCAGGUGGAUGAGAUUUACAGUGUUCCUGACGUAGGGACAGUGGUUGGUGGAACACUGUACAGUGGUGUGUGUCGUGAAGGAGACCGACUGGUUGUGGGUCCCACCGAUGAUGGGAGGUUCCUGAGGUUGAAGGUGUGCAGUAUUCACAGGAAUCGCUCUGGCUGCCGCGUGCUGAGAGCCGGACAGGCUGCCACGCUUGCGCUUGGGAACUUCGAUCGCUCUUUACUGCGAAAGGGUAUGGUCAUGGUGAGUCCUAAAAUGAACCCUACAAUUUGCUGGCAGUUUGAGGCCGCCAUUGUCCUCCUGUUCCACGCCAAGACUUUCCGCCGUGGUUUCCAGGUCACAGUGCAUGUGGGGAACGUGAGGCAGACAGCCACUGUGGAGUGCCUCCUUGGGAAGGAGGAGCUGCGGACAGGAGAGAGAGCCGUAGUGUGUUUCAGAUUCUUGAAGCACCCCGAAUACUUGCGCGUGGGAGCCAAACUGCUCUUUAGAGAGGGGGUGACCAAAGGCAUUGGACACGUGACGCACCUCCUACCCUCCACCCAGAACCACGUGCCUGAUCAGAACCGCAACCAGAACCAUAGUUAGACAUGGCGGGAGUGAGACCAUAAGUCAAAAGAGGACAUUUGAUUGCAGAUGCAGUCACUUCCUGUCCUUGCCUUGAGUUUGCAUCCCCUAGUUUUAUCAUGCACCUUUCAUUUCCACUCAGAUUGUAGAUUUGCCUAUAUUAAUUGCAGAUUUGCCUGUGUGUAAAUGCUCUCGGUUCCUGUGACAUUUGGAGGGUUGUGGUACAGUGAUUUAAUGAUUAGAGUUUAUGUCUGCUGGGUGUAAUGGUGCUUGGAACCCUCUCCUAUUUUCGCACACCUUACAUUAAAGCUGGCUGACCUUGAGUGAAGCAUGUGGGAUUUCAAGUCACAAGGUUUGGUAUCUGGAGCAGAUUUCUGCAGGAAAAACUCCUGUCUGCAGACUGCUUUAUAGAUGGGAGAACAAUCGUAACAUCGGAAAAUUAGUUUUGUCAGCAGUAGUAUUACUUCUUCAGGAUCCUCUGUAGUAUUACAUACGUACAGCAAAUCUGGUGCACACUUUGAAUUGGAUUCUUUUUUUUAAACAAAGAUUUACACAGAAAGGUUGGAAGCAAGAAUCUUAGUGUAGACCUUAAACCCAAAGUAUAAUUCAGUUUUGAUGGGAACGCACUGGCAGAGUGUGCGCUAUUUUUUGUUCUGACCAAAUAAAAAUGUUGUACUUUUUUAAACUAGAUUUUGUCAGGUAUCUAUUAACCCCCUCAAAAAAACCCUAGCUCAAAAAUAUUUUGAUCUGUUGACUGUGCACAGGCCAUGGAAGGUGUUCAGCUUCACUUUCAUGUUCAUUCAAACAAUUCUGUCACAAGUCUUGCUGUGUGUUUUGGUGCAUUAUCAUGCUAACACAUGCCACCCCCUUCAGGGUACAAUGUUCGAACCAUUAGGUCCAGUAAUCCUCGGCAGUGAUGCACCCGUCAAGCACAGUAGGGAAUGCCAUGAUAUUGCAGCCCAAACUUCACGGAUCCACCCCUGUGCUACACAGAAAAAUCAGGCUGUGCGCAUACAGUGCACAUGAUGUAAAUUUCAUAAUAGUUUACGAAUAAAACCCAAGUAUACUCUGGGCUUUAAUCUGAGCUCACACUAUGAUUUUUAUGGUCCUUUAUGGUUGUUGCUUGUCAAAGUGUACAAUAUUGUAGUGCAGAGUUUGGUUCCAGUUGUCCUGUUGCCUGCUUGUAAGAGCUGUUGUAAUGAUGUGGCAAAAUGUUGGACACUGCCAGAACUUUGUUGGAGACUAAAAUUUUGUUGGAAAGGCAAUUUGUAAACAUUGGUGAACAUAUGUUACAUUAAGUGAUCAAAGUCUGACAAUUUUGCCCAAUUAAAAUAUUGAAUGAUUCCCAAAAA
Molecule: messenger RNA, 3364 nt
Organism: Megalobrama amblycephala (Wuchang bream)
Lineage: Eukaryota; Metazoa; Chordata; Actinopteri; Cypriniformes; Xenocyprididae
Gene: gtpbp2b
Product: GTP binding protein 2b
Exons: 12
Coding region: 216-2033 (605 amino acids)
Biological process (GO): translational elongation
Molecular function (GO): translation elongation factor activity; GTP binding; GTPase activity
Source: RefSeq, a predicted model, not a curated record